AUGGAUAAUCAAUCGUUCUUGGCAAUCGAGAGACAGUUUGAAGAACUGCACGAUCAUUUUCGUUCCAGGGCAGAAAAGCGAUACCAAUAUAUUGAUCCUAAGCCGUGUCCUCUUCGAACAAAACGCCAUGUCGAUGUUAUAGAAGCUAUCUUCUCAUCGCAGCGCUACCAUUUAUCGGCUCCGGUGUCGCCUUUGACCCUUUACAAUGAGGAUAUUGCUGAGCGGAACCUUCAUACACCACCGACCCGUGCGCAGGAUCCGUAUGCUCGAGUCAUAUCAGCAAUAUACCAAGAGGACGUUGCAGACCGAAAUAUUUUACAAAAUGGAGGCGGAGUCCGAUGCCAUCCCCCGCAGUAUAGCCGACGGGUUCGGAAAUCAAGGUCGCAAUUCUAUGAUGGCAAAGAAGAUCGUACCAAGCCACGUUCACAGUCUCCUUCAGUGAGCCGCCGACCCUUCGAUGAAAGGGAGAAAGGGGGCUUGAGGACUAGUAUGUCAGAACAUGAUUUACGAAACCAUUCUUCUACAACCACUGAAAAGAGAAUUAAAAGCGAGAAGGGGUUGUACGAAUCAAACGGUGCCGACCUAGCAAUGUCAUCCGUUCCUGAUGUUAGAAGCACAUUUAAUAACCCCGCAAGCGUCGAUACUAAGCCUGCGAAAAUCGGUUCCAAUGUCUUGGGCGAUUUGCAGAAGAUGAAGGCAAAUAACCAGCCGGACCAACUGGUCACUUCUUGCCAGCUGAAAUCCGAGGCAAAAGCACCGAGCAACAAAGAUCACCGUCCACGAAAUCUAAUUUUCCCCAAACCAUGCACCUUUUCGUCCAGGAAAAAUGUCCGAGAUUUGUCUAUAAAUAUGGAAUUGGCGGCUCCCCGCAAGAUGUUCGUUAAAGUGGGUACUCGUCCUGUUGAGAGCUCUUCUCCAAGAAGCCAACGAAAUCCUAGUAUCGACGAGAUUGUGAAUAGUCCUAUCUCAGUGACUAGUUCAAAAGCCCCGGUGUUACCAAAAACUGCAAGCCGAAAGGUGGAGGAGAUCAUGAAUAUGUUCAGACAAGCAUAUAGUUCGUCGCAAAAGACACACUGCCAUCCCACAUCUGAGACCUUGGAAGACACCAUUAUUCGCGAAAUCAAUUGUCAUGAUGCCUUUCGCCGAAUUUAUUCAGACAACUCGUCUGGUAUGUCAACUGAGCUAUCGCCGGUUUUAAUUAUAGAGCAUCUACACGAAUCAAACAACACUGAGAAUAGCCUAGGGAGGCACCAAACCAAAAAUUUCUCGAGGAGAGGGCAAUAUCUGAUGAGCUCUCGUCGCAAAGAAUCAUCUAAAGGUGCUGACGGCUCGAAUGCUCCACGACGGGAGUUGUCGAUUCCCGCCUUGAAAGAAGUUGAGUCAGAUACUUCAUACAACUGUGAGCUAAGAACACGUCAACGAAGACAUACGUAUGCCCAACCUCCUUCGAGGGUGAUCCGUGACCGUGGAGUCAAAGCCGGUUUUCAGGGAACUUCAGCAUCUCCCUCCCAACAACCAUGCCGUUCAGGCUACUCUAAUUGUAAGUCGCCAAUCGAAAAUCGCCCACAUAGUUCCCAUAGCCGGCUUUCACGCGCCGUAUCAGCCGUCUCGGACGGCUCCGAUACAUCGAAAUGGAGUAUUUUUCCACAAUCGCAGAAUCCAAAGCCUAGAGUGAAGGACAAGAGCCUUAAAAUUGACGGCAACGAUCCUAUCAUAGUUUCAGAAAUCCAAUUGGGUCGCACUGAGCCAUGCAGGCGCUAUUCGGCCCUUUCUGACGGAUCUGCUUUAUCCGCAGGCUCUUCGAAGUCGAAAGGCUCCUCUCACUCAUCAUCGAGUUGGGUGGAGAGCGCGCCGAGCAAGAUCGCCUUUCCUGUGGUAUCGGGACGAGACGUUGAUAGUAUCUCACCCGAGUAG
This is a messenger RNA of Coccidioides posadasii C735 delta SOWgp, 1914 nucleotides long. RefSeq lists its product as uncharacterized. NCBI's taxonomy places the organism in Eukaryota, Fungi, Ascomycota, Eurotiomycetes, Onygenales, Onygenaceae. The record is from RefSeq and is a predicted model, not a curated record.